GGUUCCGUCAAGCCCAAAAUUAAGAACAGGAGAGAAUCCUCUCCUUUUGUACUGAUCUUUCCCGAAAAUUAUAUCUACACCAUCAUUUUCCUUGCCCGAAAUGUCCACCAACAGCGUACGGUAAUUGCCCGAAAUCACGGCGGGCAAUGGUUCGAACUCCGAGGCCACUCCAAUUACGCUAGUAGUCGUACUAGUAGAAUUACCUUAAAUUUACUUUCGGGGGCCUUCCCCUUCCCAUCUUCAAACCCACAGCCACCGCGUAGGGUGGCGCGUGAGAACAACCUGGCCACCUCCCUCUGAUGUAGUAGAAAACUGAGACUUGGGGGGGAUGGGUCAGGGACUGAGUUGUGCAGAAUCUAAUGAACACCCACUGUUCAGUGCUGCCCAGAAUGGGGAGGUUGAGUCAGUGGAGGCUAUGGUUGAUGAAGAGCCAAGCGUGGUGGAUCGGACCACUGCUCGUGGGAGGCUCUCCGCCCUCCACCUGGCUGCUGCAAAUGGUCAGAUCCAGGUUCUAUCAAUGCUAUUGGAUCGGGGUGUUAAUCCUGAUGUCUUGAAUCGCCAUAAACAGAGCCCAUUGAUGCUAGCUGCAAUGUACGGGAAGACUUCAUGUGUCGAAAGGCUACUUGAAGCACGAGCUAAUAUUCUGAUGUUUGAUUCGCUCCAUCGAAGAACUUGUUUGCAUUAUGCUGCUUUCUAUGGUCAUCCAGAUUGCCUUCAAGCUAUUCUUUCUGCUGCCCAUUCCUCCCCUGUUGCCAAUUCCUGGGGAUUUGCGAGGUUUGUCAACAUAAGAGAUAAAAGUGGAGAAACUCCACUGCACUUAGCAGCUCGACAAGGACAGCCGGAGUGUGCUCAUGUUCUGCUGGACAGUGGGGCUCUAGCUUGUGCAUCUACUGGGGGACAAGGUUUCACUGGGAUUACGCCACUUCAUUUAGCCGCUCGUUCGGGUUCUUUGGAUUGUGUGCGGGAAUUACUUGCUUGGGGGGCUGAUCGACAUCAAAGAGAUUCAUCUGGGAGGACACCUUACCUGGUUGCUCUGAAGCACAAGAACGGAGCAUGUGCAGCAUUAUUGAACCCAUCAGCUCCAGGGCCUCUUAUCUGGCCGUUGCCAUUGAAGUUCAUCGCUGAGCUUAACCCAGAGGCUAAAGCAUUGUUGGAAAGGGCUCUAAUGGAGACAAACAAGGAAAGAGAAAAGGCCAUCUUGAAGGAGACAGUCUACUCACUUCCAUCGCCUCUGCAUUCUGAAGCUGAAUCUGAUGACGAUAUUGAGGCUAGCGAUGUCGAGCUGUGCUGCAUCUGCUUUGAUCAAAUAUGCACAAUCGAGGUUCGAACGUGUGGUCACCAAAUGUGUGCCAAUUGCACCCUAGCUCUUUGUUGUCACAACAAGCCCACUCCCGCUACACACUCUCCGAAGGCCCCGGUUUGCCCUUUUUGCCGAAGCAAAAUAACCGAACUAGUUGUUGCCAAGAUCAAGACCGAGAACAAUACAAAGUUGGAAUCGAGUCCAUCAAAACCAAGGACGUCAAGAAAAUCUCUGGGUGCAAGCGAAGGCAGCAGCAGCUUCAAAGGGUUGUCCGCAUUGGGUUCGUUUGGGAAGUUGGGUGGCCGCAGUUCUGGGAAAAUCUCAGCUGAAUGUGAUGAUGAGUUUGAUAAGCCCUAAGAUUUCUACAGUUAUGGAUGCCCCAUCUAUCUGGAACUCUAUAAUUCUAGUUAUGUUGAAAUGCAUUUUGAAAGCAUUGUAGAACUAUGAGUUAAUGAGAAGUUCUUAUGGGUUUUUGUGUA
Messenger RNA from Rhododendron vialii, 1779 nucleotides. Its product is annotated as putative E3 ubiquitin-protein ligase XBAT31. Lineage: Eukaryota; Viridiplantae; Streptophyta; Magnoliopsida; Ericales; Ericaceae. The record is from RefSeq and is a predicted model, not a curated record. The transcript is spliced from 8 exons. The coding region runs from base 329 to 1657 and encodes 442 amino acids. Gene Ontology annotation, molecular function: protein binding.